Molecule: messenger RNA, 1124 nt
Organism: Gymnogyps californianus (California condor)
Lineage: Eukaryota; Metazoa; Chordata; Aves; Accipitriformes; Cathartidae
Gene: GJB3
Product: gap junction protein beta 3
Exons: 2
Coding region: 8-781 (257 amino acids)
Biological process (GO): cell communication
Cellular component (GO): connexin complex
Source: RefSeq, a predicted model, not a curated record
GGCCGCCAUGGAUUGGAAAACGCUGCAGGCGCUGCUCAGCGGGGUCAACAAGUACUCCACGGCCUUCGGCCGCAUCUGGCUCUCUGUGGUCUUCGUCUUCCGCGUGCUGGUCUACGUGGUGGCAGCCGAGCGUGUGUGGGGAGACGAGCAGAAGGACUUUGAUUGCAACACGCGGCAGCCAGGCUGCACCAACGUCUGCUACGACCACUUUUUCCCCAUCUCCCACAUCCGCCUCUGGGCCCUGCAGCUCAUCUUUGUCACUUGCCCUUCCCUCCUGGUUAUCAUGCACGUGGCCUACCGAGAGGACCGUGAGAAGAAGAACCGGGAGAAGAAUGGGGAGAAUUGCCCCAGGCUCUACAGCAACACGGGCAAGAAGCACGGCGGGCUGUGGUGGACCUACCUGCUCAGCCUCUUCUUCAAGCUUAUCAUAGAGAUCCUGUUCCUCUACCUCCUCCACAAGAUGUGGGACAGCUUCGACUUGCCACGGCUGGUCAAGUGCUCCAACGUGGAGCCCUGCCCCAACACUGUAGACUGCUACAUCGCUCGGCCAACUGAGAAAAGAGUCUUCACCUAUUUCAUGGUCGGAGCCUCCUCCAUCUGCAUCGUCCUCACCAUCUGUGAGAUCUUCUACCUCAUCUUCAAGCGGGUUGUCCGGAGUGCACGGAAGUGGAAGAAGUCCACCAAGCGCUCUGUCAGCUACAGCAAGACCUCCACCUGCCGGUGCCACCUCAAGACAGAGGAGAAGGACAACAAGUCCCAGACUAGAGGAGAGGAGCUGUGAGCUCGCCUGUCCAGCCAGCUCACCUUCCCCUUGGCCCAGCAGUUUCUCAAGCCUGCCGAGUCCCCGAACCCUCAAGAGUCGACCCGUGUGAAAAAUGACUAAACCCAACAAACUAAAGACCCCCGAGAGAGGCCCACGGGUGCCCGAGCAGACGCAGGUAAGGCAAGGGCAGCCCCGGAGCUCUGCUGGCUGCCACGGGGCUCGUACAUCACACCAACGCACAGACGCCAUGCACAACUCUGCCGAGCAGCCAGCCCCGCCGUGGCAGCCAGCGCUGUCCGGCCUGGCAGCGAGCCCAGCCAAGAGCUGCAGGGAUGAAGCUGGGAGGGCACAUGGGACUGGG